AUGGGCGCCGCCAUUUUGGAGGCGAGAUGGGCGCCGCCAUUUUGUGGGCGGGCCAGUCCGGAAGUGCAUGAGUGUGUUCCUGUCUUCUCAGAGGAAGUGACGUUGCCCGAGAUGGGCGCCGCCAUUUUGUGGGCGGGCCAGUCCGGAAAGGAAGUGACGUUGCCGGGGCAGAAGUGGGCGGUGCCUGAUGAUGGCGGGCGGGCCGUGAGGGAUGUCGCUGCACCGGGCACGGGGGACACACUGCAGUCCCAGCUCGGGGCUUGGCUUGGCAAUGAAUCAAUCGGCGGGGCCCAGCCAAAGAAGAGGACGGAGCCGGUGCGGAUCGCGGCGCCCGAGCUGCGCCAGGGGGAUUCAGAUUCAGAGGAAGAUGAACCAGCAAAGAAAAAAAAUACUGUUCAGGGACGCAGCGAGGGCUCGGGCUUGUCCGCUUUGCUUCCUCAGCCCAAAAACACGCCAGUGAAAGAGACCAACCGGCUCCUCCUGCCCUACGCCUUCUCCAGGAAAGCAGGAGGAGAAAACACCUCUGAUUCCAAACCCACCAAGUCCCCGAGCUCUUCCUGCAAAGCCAAACCCGCGGCCAAAGCGGCCGUGGCCACCACUCCGUCCCCGUCGGCCAUCAAGGCGGCGGCCAAGAGCGCGGCGCUGCAGGUCACCAAGCAGAUCACCCAGGAGGAGGAGGACAGCGACGAGGAGGUGCAGCCAGAGAACUACUUCUCCCUGCCCGACAGCAGCCAGCCCAGUGCUGUGGGCAACGAGCCCUUCCUGUAUCCCAGCACUGGGGGGUCAGAGGAUCCUCCUCCCGGGACAGAGCCGCAGCCCCAGCUCCAGGACGCGGCUGCUAACGCCCCGCUGGAGUUCAAGACAGGGGUUCAGCACAGCUGGGCACCCAAACCUGGUGAGGACUACAGCAGCCAGGCCUACAGCCAGUUCCCUCCCAGCUACGGCGAGCCAGGGGGCUACUACCAGGAUUACUACAGCAGUGGGUAUUACCCAGAGGUGGAACCAGCCCAGCCCCCACCACAGGAGACCAGCACCGACUCCUCCUUCAUCGACGACGAAGCGUUCAAGCGUUUGCAGGGCAAGAGGAAUCGUGGCAGGGAGGAGAUCAACUUUGUGGACAUCAAGGGUGAUGACCAGCUGAGUGGGGCCCAGCAGUGGCUGACCAAAUCCCUGACAGAGGAGAAGACCAUGAAGUCCUUCAGCAAGAAAAAAGGAGAUCAGCCCACAGGACAGCAGAGGAGGAAACACCAGAUCACAUACCUGAUCCACCAGGCCAAGGAGAGGGAACUGGAACUGAAAAACACAUGGUCUGAAAACAAGCUCAGCAGACGACAGACUCAAGCCAAGUAUGGAUUCUGACACAUCUGUCCUGCUUUCUUGGCUGGUGUCCCUGCUGUGUCCUGGCUCUGGGGGAUCAGCCAGCCCCCAGGAUGGUGCUGCUGGCUGGGAGGGAGGACACUGCACUCCCUGGCCUGGCAGGAAGGGUCAUUGCAAGCUGCUCCUGAGACUCCACCUGUAAUCCUUCCCCUCUCCUUGUAAACAAUAACGUGGAAGUUGUGAUCAGGCAAGGACAGCACUGCAGGGAACGUGCUGGGUGUGAGGCUGCAGCUCCUCCUGAGGGAGCAGACCCUUCAGCAGAGGCUCAAUAAACUCCCAAUUCCCACUUUGCUCCUCUCUUGGA
Ficedula albicollis (Collared flycatcher) is the source of this 1681-nucleotide messenger RNA. RefSeq names its product papillary renal cell carcinoma (translocation-associated) (gene PRCC). Gene Ontology annotation, cellular component: nucleus. The record is from RefSeq and is a predicted model, not a curated record. Bases 1 to 1359 code for a protein of 452 amino acids. The transcript is spliced from 10 exons. NCBI's taxonomy places the organism in Eukaryota, Metazoa, Chordata, Aves, Passeriformes, Muscicapidae.